GAAAGACGUGAUCACUUGUAAACAACGGGACGGGGCGAGACUCACGAGAGCACAACGCCGCCGCCUCCUUGUUGCAUGGGACUCCUCUUCACAGCCGGGGAGGGGAUCACGUCACGCAGGCCCUCCACCGUCCUCCACGUGCCUGCUUUAUCAUGUGACAGCUUGACAGCACCAUUGAAGUGAUGGAGGGUGAGGCAGCGUCCCACGGAGGGGACACUGUCACCUUGGUGGCCGAGGGGCGGCACUUUGCUUGCCACAAGGCCAAGCUGAUGGCCAGCAGCGACUACUUCAAGGCAAUGUUCUCCAGCAACUUCAGUGAAAAUGACAAAAAGCUCAUUGAACUGCAGGAUAUAGAUGCUGACUCCCUGGGGAUUCUGGUGCAGCAUGUGGAGUUUGGCAGCCUUGUCAUCCCCCACGGUGUCCUUCCCCUUCUGCAGAUAUCAGCCAUGCUCCAGUUCACCAGUGUGCAGGCAGCUUGUGAGCAGCAUGUCCUCUCCUCCCUCACCAUUGACUCUUGCCUGGAGGUGUAUUUCAUCACCUCCUCCCUGGGCAUCCUCAGUCUUGCCUCGGCAGCUCUCACUGUGGCUACCUGGAACUUUGAGAACCUUGCCUUGACACAGCAAUUUCAGCAGCUGACAAUCACUGAGCUAGAAGAGUAUGUGAGCCACCCAGCCCUCCACCCAGGGCCAAAUGGGGAGUGGGGAGUGUGGGAAGCUCUCGUCGGCUGGAUCGAGGUGUGUGAGGAGGAGAGGACACAGCACCUGGUGCGCCUCCUGCUGUGCCUGGACCUGCACACCCUCACACUGGAAGACCUUGCCAACAUGUUCUUCUUCAGUGUAGUGAGUGACAAUGAGGAGGCAGUGCAGUUUCUAGAGUGCUUUAAAGCCUUCAAGGAGUGUUGUAGCCAAAUAUCUAACUCAGUCUCUUCAGGCACCUCUGGAGCUAUGCCACAGAGUUCAGUGUGGCUAGAAAAUUAUAGUUAUGAAAAGGAACUACAGAAGGAGUUGAGAAGUGCUUUGGAAAUUGCCCUGAAAAGGCCCAGACGCAAGUUGCCCCAAAUACCAUGUGUGGUUGGCUUCAGACAGACACGGCCACCACAACGGCGACGCAAGGCCAAGAACAGUGAUGAUGAGGAUGAGGAGAGGAACUACAGCUUGGCCUCUCGUAUUAAGAAUUUAGACAUUACCCCAGUUCUGUUCUCCUUUGACCCCGUGCAAAAAAGAAUUAAAGAAGAGGUCACUCUCACCAAACUUUGCAGUUGCCCUGUCCAGUGUUCAGGCUAUCAAGUGUGUGCUGUUGGUCCAAGCAUCUUUAUCCUGGGAGGGGAGUACCAGCUGGGUCACGGCAACUGGAACAUGUCUGUCAUGAGAUACAGCACAGUCUCAAGACGAUGGAUUGAAGAGCAUUCGUUACCUCGGCCACGGCGGCACUUCAUGUCGUGUGUUGUCAACUCCACCAUCUACCUCCUCGGUGGCUUUGGGAGGCAUCGUGUGAUUCAGAGCUCUGUUGAUUCUUACGACACAGCCUCAGGUGAGUGGCUACACUGCCCUGACAUGCCAAGCCCUGUCAGCUAUGCAGCGGUGUGUAGCUUUGAGGGGCGACUCCUCUUGUUCACACAGGAGAAUCAGCUGCUCACAUUCUGUCCCAAACUCAAACGAUGGUCUGCCAUGCCCCUCAAGGCUCCUAACACCCUGGGCUACCGUGCUGCCCUCACCUGGAAGCACUACAUCUACCUAAUUGACAGCUGUACCGCCAGUGUGUACAGAUUCAAGCCAGGAGAGGUCACAGUCACCCGCUACGGCCAGUUUGGUGCUCCUCCCAUCAACGUGUGUGUGGUGGACGGAACACUCUACAACUUCUCCCACAAUGACUUACAUGAUAUCCGGGUAGUGGAGGCCAUGGAGCUCGAUGGAGGAGACAAGAAUAUUAAGAGUAAGGAUGAGAACAGUGAUGCAAAGAAUAUAGGUGAGGACACUAAACCAGGGAACAAGGAUGCUCCACCAGCACCCAUUCUUGUACAUUCCAAAGAGGUAUGGAAGGGGAAUGACCCUGGCAAACAUAUGUUCACUACUCUGUGCCCAGCUGAGAGCACCUUUUCCUUGGGCUCCUUUCCUCUGUUGAAAGUGCUCAUGUGAGCUGCAUUACACUGCUGCCACUGCUUUGAGUUAGGGGUAUGAAAAUCAGCUUGGUGCAUAUGAAGAAUUGUGCAGAAAGGCCUGUGUCAUGUCUGUGAUCCUGUCGGGUUGUUCAAUCUGCAACUCUGCCCCUCCUGGCUCAUGUGCUGCUCAGGGUGGAAGGACACGUUUGUAGGUGAAGCAGUGUGAUGUGGUAAUGCUUUCUAUUGUUUUAAUUAUGUUUGGUGCUUGUAAGUGAGUGGAUAUUUCCUAUUACAUUUAAAAUUUUGUUUAAAGACUUGUGACAUCUUGGAGAAAGUCACUCUUGACCUUCACUCUCUAGCUACUUGCCAUAUGGUACUUAUCACAGUUGGUCAGCUGAGGGAUCACGGGAAUGGUCAGUAUAAGUUGAUAAUAAUCAAGAAAUAAAAGAGAACUGUACAAUAGA
Molecule: messenger RNA, 2562 nt
Organism: Eriocheir sinensis (Chinese mitten crab)
Lineage: Eukaryota; Metazoa; Arthropoda; Malacostraca; Decapoda; Varunidae
Product: kelch-like protein 30
Exons: 10
Coding region: 183-2135 (650 amino acids)
Molecular function (GO): protein binding
Source: RefSeq, a predicted model, not a curated record